AUGCAAGCUUACACCGAGUCCAACGUCGUCGGUGGCACCGAUGGUACAUUCUUCAGCGACGUCCUAUAUCUCAGACAGGACGGGCUGCUCGCUGUGACUAACAGACAUGAUCCUCUCCAUGUAGAGAAUCCAAUCAAAUCCAUAGCUGUCUCCGCGUCUUGGAUAGUCGAUGGUAUUAGAGUCACGUAUAAUCUCGCAGGCGGAGGUACUGCCUCUAUCCCUCAUGGAUCGGAAUGGCCCAAUCCAAAGGCGAUAGUUUAUUUCUCCUCGUCUGAAUCUCUCGUCGGGGUGUUUGGCCGCGCUGGAUAUCAAGACAAUUACGGCAGGGCGAUGGUGAACAACAUCGGCUUCGUCAUCUUUGACAAGAGCACUGCGACCACGCGGGUGGCCGGCCCGUACGGAAACGAAGGAAGCACCAACUAUGGGGCGCCAUUCUAUGCUUCUGAUGUGAUUGCUUUUGGGGGAUUCGCGCGAGAGACUGGGCCAAUGGGUCUCUCUGGCUUAAUAUUUUUCAAAAGGCUGUGCGCGGCUGCGUAA
Molecule: messenger RNA, 537 nt
Organism: Phanerochaete carnosa HHB-10118-sp
Lineage: Eukaryota; Fungi; Basidiomycota; Agaricomycetes; Polyporales; Phanerochaetaceae
Exons: 7
Coding region: 1-537 (178 amino acids)
Source: RefSeq, a predicted model, not a curated record